Molecule: messenger RNA, 735 nt
Organism: Entamoeba dispar SAW760
Lineage: Eukaryota; Evosea; Mastigamoebida; Endamoebidae
Exons: 1
Coding region: 1-735 (244 amino acids)
Cellular component (GO): mitochondrion; cytoplasm
Molecular function (GO): deoxynucleoside kinase activity
Source: RefSeq, a predicted model, not a curated record
AUGGACGAUUCAUUUGUUGAAUGUACUUCUGUUUUACCUAGUAAUGAUUACAAAUUGUAUCCCUUCACUCGUCAUGUAUUCUUGAGUGGGGGAUUAGCCGUUGGCAAGACUACUAUUCUUAAUUAUAUUCGGAGUGUUUGUUUUAAUGUAGAUGAUAUUUUCUUUGUUCAGGAAUAUAUUGAUUAUGAUGUUGAAGGUGAAAAGCGUUUAGAGAGUUUACAUAAUGGUUUAAUAAAAAAUUAUCAAUUUCAAAAGUAUGUAUUACAAUGUUAUAAAAAACAGUUCAAGCGAAAUGAAUUUAAAAAUGCAAGAGUUGUUAUAUGGGAAAGACAUUUGGGUGAAGCUUUGAGUAUAUUCUGUGAAAACGAUGAUUCACUCACUGAUGAAGAACGUAAAGACAUUAAAAAUGAAAUAGAUUAUUUAUGUGAAAUAUAUGAUAUACCUGGUUUAAAUAAUAUUAAUGUUAAAUUUGUUAGAAUUGAUACAACUUCAAUCGAAAUUGAACGGAUAAUACAAAUGUUGUUAAAUGGUGUUAUUUAUCCAAUGUUAAUGAAAAAUUAUAGACAUGAUUUGUUUGUUUUAUUGUAUUGUGGAGAUUUAAAAGAACAAUUUCGCAGAGUACAGAAGAGAGGAAGAAAUAUAGAAUUAAGUUUAUAUAAGAAAGAUGAUGAUUUAUUUAAAAUUAAUGAUACGUAUUUUAAGUUUUAUUUGAAACAUGAUAAAAUAAUUAAUUGA